CUUGCCGAUAUUUUUCAAUAUGUCGGAGGAGGAAGCAGGUUGAUAGUCGAAGGUGAACGGGUGUUUCAAGCUAACCACUUGCUUCUUGUCGGAGUUCAAACCGUGCACGAGGACGGCUUUACCAUAUUUGCGACUUGUUUGAAGUCAUCAUCACCUAGAGCUGAUCCACACAAAAUUUCCAUCCGCACCAGACCUUCCUUUGAAAAGUGGUCUUUUCAGUGUUCGUGCAAAGCUGGAAUGGGAAAAUGCAAACACAUAAUGGCCGUUUUAAAACAUCUUCUAAUGUUCCCUUCAGUUCCAUUGCUUACAGUAACAGAUUUGCAACAAAAGUGGGGUAAAAUUGCAGAAAAAGUUGCUGACGAUAUGUACAAGACAACACCAUUGACCGCAUUCUGCAAAAAAAUGACCAAUACAAAAGAUACGACUGAAGCUGCCUCGCCGGCGGGUUUGACUCACGAUGAGGGUACCAACAUUCUUCAGCUUUUCGUGAAAGGAUUCCCUGAAAGCGGUCUGGCAUACGAAAAGAAAGGACGAGAAAUGAAAAAUAUUGACAAAAAUGAUGAAUCUGAUGUUCUGAAUACACUUCUCGAUAUAGAUGUGCAAAGUCAUUCUACAGAAUCCAUUGAUUCGUUAAUUUCUAUUGAAGAAAAUAUGACUUGCAGUCUACUUAAAUCCUUCCUGAGAAGAUCGUUUCAUCCUGAUAACUUCACGAUGAUCGAUCGUGAAAUAAUGGAAUUUAUAGGUCCGUUAGAAAAGGAUCUGCAACUUCAUUUCGAAAUUAAUGUGAAAGUAUCGGAAAAUAUGUACAAGAACUAUAGAACAAAGAGUAUCAUCGCAAUGGAAAAAAGAACGAAGCCGGCGCAUCACUUCAUCCAGUGCAUACUCUGUGUAUACAUACUACACAAAUCAACCCGACAAGAACAAAAAUUGGAAAAGUAA
Messenger RNA from Toxorhynchites rutilus septentrionalis, 939 nucleotides. RefSeq lists its product as uncharacterized. NCBI's taxonomy places the organism in Eukaryota, Metazoa, Arthropoda, Insecta, Diptera, Culicidae. The transcript has 3 exons. The record is from RefSeq and is a predicted model, not a curated record. Bases 238 to 939 code for a protein of 233 amino acids.